Tigriopus californicus is the source of this 731-nucleotide messenger RNA. Its product is annotated as RNA-binding protein squid-like. Gene Ontology annotation, biological process: regulation of gene expression. The transcript has 2 exons. The coding region runs from base 243 to 731 and encodes 162 amino acids. Gene Ontology annotation, molecular function: RNA binding. Lineage: Eukaryota; Metazoa; Arthropoda; Copepoda; Harpacticoida; Harpacticidae. Gene Ontology annotation, cellular component: nucleoplasm. The record is from RefSeq and is a predicted model, not a curated record.
UCUAACGGCAUUUCUGGCCUAAUUUGGCAGGUCUUUUGGCUUCCAAGCUCAGCUAAAUUUUGGCCAACCUGGAAUUCCUGGCUUGUUUGCUAGCCUUCCAAGCUUCUUCAACGACGCCGGGUCCGAUUGAAAAAGGCUUUUGACUGAUUGUCGUCGUCUUAUUGAUUGUGGUGGUUCUCGCCGUGGUUUAUCUUGACUGAGUGAUCUCCUCCUCAUCGCCUUGAUUGAGGUCGGCCGGGAUCAUGGGUGAUACGGAGAUGACCAAUAACGUGUCGGAAGAUGACCGGAAAUUGUUCGCAGGUGGUUUGCCCCAAGAGACCACGGAAGCCGAGCUCAAAGAGUAUUUCGGACAAUUCGGUACGGUAGCUUCGGUGAAUAUCAAGAUGGACGCCAUGACGGGUCGGAGUCGCGGGUUCGCCUUUAUUGUUUACGAGGAUGUGAGCUCUCUGGACAAGGUGCUCAAAGACGAGUUCCACAACUUUAAGAACAAGAAGGUGGCCGUGAAAAAAGCGGCUUCCAAGCAGGGCAAGAUCUACGUGGGCAAGUUCAACACACCAAUUACGGAAGACGAAAUUAAGCAGCAUUUCAGCCAGUACGGCAACGUGGUCGAGGUGCAACGACCCGUGGAUCGCAGCAAAAACAACGAACCCAAGAACUUCUGCUUCGUGACCUUCGAGAAGGAAGAGACAGCCAACACCCUGCCUGCUGUACCGUACAUCCGCCUUGAAUGA